AGCUACAGGGGAGAGGGUUGAAUCAAGCCGGGGGCCCCGCCGGCUGCACACAGGGUCCGUGGCGUCCCGGCGGCGCACAUCCGCGGAGGGAGAGCCUUGCCGGCUGCGGCGGCAACUUUGGCGUCCGUGAGAGGGCGCCCCGGGGUCAGGAUGCGGCGGAGCCCUCGCCCGGGCUCGGCCACUUCCCCUCACAAGCACACGCCCAACUUCUACAGCGACAACAGCAACAGCUCAGUGAGCGUCACCUCGGGGGACAGCAGCGGGCACCGGUCAGCUGGGCCGGGGCCCGGGGAGCCCGAGGGCAGAAGAGCCCGGGGCUCGAGCUGCGGUGAGCCCGCCUUGAGCGCAGGAGUGCCCGGAGGAACCACAUGGGCUGGAAGCUCUCGGCAGAAGCCGGCGCCUCGGAGCCACAAUGGGCCGACCGCCUGUGGCGCGGCAACCGUGAGGGGCGGGGCCUCGGUCUCUGAGGAGCAGCUCGACCUUCUCUCAACCCUGGAUCUGAGGCAGGAGAUGCCUCCACCGCGCGUGUCCAAGAACUUCUUGAACCUGCUGUUGCAGGUGCUGAGCGUGUUGCUGUCCCUGGUAGGAGACGUGCUGGUCAUUGUGUACAGGGAGGUCUGUUCCAUCCGCUUCCUGCUCACGGCUGUGUCACUGCUGAGCCUCUUUCUGGCAGCACUCUGGUGGGGGCUGCUGUACCUGGUCCCUCCUUUGGAGAAUGAACCUCAGGAGAUGCUGACUCUAAGCGAGUACCACGAGCGCGUGCGCUCCCAGGGGCAGCAACUGCAGCAGCUCCAGGCCGAGCUGGAUAAACUACACAAGGAGGUGUCCAGCGUUCGCGCAGCCAACAGCGAGAGAGUGGCCAAGAUUGUAUUCCAGAGGUUGAAUGAAGACUUUGUGAGGAAACCUGACUACGCGCUGAGCUCUGUGGGGGCCUCCAUCGACCUAGAAAAGACAUCACACGACUAUGAGGAUGCGAACACUGCCUACUUCUGGAAUCGCUUCAGCUUCUGGAAUUACGCGCGGCCGCCAACGGUUAUCCUGGAGCCAGAUGUGUUCCCUGGGAAUUGCUGGGCUUUUGAGGGCGACCAGGGCCAGGUGGUGAUCCGGCUACCGGGUCGUGUGCAACUGAGCGACAUCACCCUGCAGCACCCACCACCCAGUGUGGCACACACCGGGGGAGCCAACAGCGCCCCCCGCGACUUCGCAGUCUACGGCCUCCAGAUUGAUGAUAAGACUGAAGUUUUCUUGGGGAAAUUCACCUUCGAUGUGGAGAAAUCAGAAAUUCAGACUUUCCACCUACAGAAUGAUCCCCCAACUGCCUUUCCCAAGGUGAAGAUCCAGAUUCUAAGCAACUGGGGCCACCCCCGUUUCACAUGCUUGUAUCGGGUCCGAGCCCACGGCAUGCGAACUUCAGAGGAGGCAGGAGACAGUACCACAGGGGAACCCCAUUAAACAUGCUGAUUGUUG
Messenger RNA from Odobenus rosmarus divergens (Pacific walrus), 1467 nucleotides. It is a transcript of the gene SPAG4, whose product is annotated as sperm associated antigen 4. Lineage: Eukaryota; Metazoa; Chordata; Mammalia; Carnivora; Odobenidae. Gene Ontology annotation, cellular component: nuclear envelope; meiotic nuclear membrane microtubule tethering complex. Gene Ontology annotation, molecular function: protein-membrane adaptor activity. Bases 151 to 1452 code for a protein of 433 amino acids. The transcript is spliced from 12 exons. Gene Ontology annotation, biological process: nuclear envelope organization. The record is from RefSeq and is a predicted model, not a curated record.